This is a messenger RNA of Zychaea mexicana, 759 nucleotides long. RefSeq names its product mitochondrial carrier domain-containing protein. The record is from RefSeq and is a predicted model, not a curated record. The transcript has 2 exons. The coding region runs from base 1 to 759 and encodes 252 amino acids. NCBI's taxonomy places the organism in Eukaryota, Fungi, Mucoromycota, Mucoromycetes, Mucorales, Lichtheimiaceae. Gene Ontology annotation, cellular component: mitochondrion. Gene Ontology annotation, biological process: pyrimidine nucleotide import into mitochondrion. Gene Ontology annotation, molecular function: pyrimidine nucleotide transmembrane transporter activity.
AUGCGUGGCUACUUUAAAGGCCUAGGGCCCAAUCUGGUUGGCGUCAUUCCUGCAAGAUCCAUCAACUUUUACACAUACGGCAACGGCAAAAAGUUCUUUACCGAGCUGAACAAUGGCAAAGAAACGCCAGGCGUGCACCUUGUUUCAGCAGCAACGGCAGGCAUUGUCACGUCCACGGCAACCAAUCCUAUCUGGGUCGUCAAGACCCGUCUGCAACUGCAGCCUACGAACAGUACAGCAGCAGUGCGUCGAUAUACCAACAGUUUAGACUGUACCUUGCAUAUAUUGAAAGAGGAGGGCAUCCGCGGGCUGUACAAGGGGAUGAGCGCGUCGUAUCUGGGGGUGGCGGAAGGCACGAUCCAGUGGAUGACGUACGAGCACUUGAAAAAAAAGUGGAUUGCGCCGCACCACCACAGCAAGCACGGCAUUGGAGGCAAGAGUAUCGAAGGGUGGAUCGGCAACAUUGGGGCAGCGGCGGUGGCGAAGCUUGUGGCAGCAUGUAUCACAUAUCCUCACGAGGUGAUACGCACACGACUGCGACAGCCUGCAGAGGCGAACGGGAUUCGGAAAUAUACGGGACUGAUGCAGUGCUUGCGACUGGUGGCCAAGGAGGAGGGCGUGUCUGCUCUGUAUGGUGGCAUGACAGCCCACUUGAUGCGUGUGGUGCCCAACGCGGCCAUCAUGUUCUUUUGCUACGAGGCCAUCCUGCACACCUUUGGUGGCGACGACAAGAAAGAGCAAACCACGACGACGACCUAA